Cladophialophora yegresii CBS 114405 is the source of this 993-nucleotide messenger RNA. RefSeq lists its product as uncharacterized. The record is from RefSeq and is a predicted model, not a curated record. The transcript has a single exon. Lineage: Eukaryota; Fungi; Ascomycota; Eurotiomycetes; Chaetothyriales; Herpotrichiellaceae. Bases 1 to 993 code for a protein of 330 amino acids.
AUGGCAGAACCGAUCGGCCUCGCUCUGGGGACCGUGGCAUUGGCAUCACUGUUCACGACUUGCAUUGAUUUCAUGGAGUACUUCGAGCUAAGCAAAGACUACAAGUCGACCUACAACACGGCAUGCUUGAAACUGUCUCUGCUCCAGUCGCGCCUGGACACUUGGGGCAGAACCCUGGGGCUUCACGACGACUACCGCACCAGACACGAGAGGAGCGAGCCAUGCCUGAACUGGCCUUGCCAGGGAAAUGUGAUCGAAUCAAGCCUGCAGGGAAUUGCCGAUAUUUUUGGAAACGCAGACAUCUUGAAAGAUAAGUAUCGGCUCGUACCCCGCAGAACGACAAAGGUCAACCACGACGGCUCAAAGAGCGACCAGGCUUCUGCUGCCAACCCUAAGAAAGGCAGACGCCACCUUUUCGCUGUUGGAACUCGUCGUAUCUCUUUUAGCCGUCGUUCGACCACCUGGGCGAUACGCGACAAGCAGAGAUUUGAUAUCUUGAUCGACGACCUUGAUUUCCUGAUAUCAAAUCUAGAGGCAGUCUCGUUUGGGCAGCCUACUCCCUCUACACAGGUCAUGAACCGCAAUAACAACUCUAAUACGAUCGGCUCAGCCGCCGAUACGACUCCUCGAGUAUCCAGCCAGUCACCUGACAUCGUCGCAAACCAAAGUGCGCACAGAGCACCACCAAGUAUGUCGCAGCAGUGGCAGCCGCAAGAGCCCGGAAACGGGGCGGGCUCAAGCCCUUCGGUCCAACAUGGUGCCGCUGAAGGAACGGCACAACCUUCGCUCUCACGAGGAUACCAUUUCAAGAUCGAUAGUGUCACGGACAACGUGCAGGCGCACCAAGGAACAGUGGGCCAAGCAACAUUGACAGCCCUUCCUGAGGGACACACUUUCAGUGGUACCAUUGUCAAAGCAAGCGGCUACGCCAGGGUGACUCAGGGGGCAAUCAGCGAGAUUGCUUACGGCACGACAUCUCACGAUCGUACCUGA